UCUAAGACUGCGACCUCACACCCCUACUGAUCGCUGAGAACUCAGGAAGGGGGAGCAUCCCGCCAGCCUAGAGCGUUAUCUGCACAAUCUGAAUACCAAGGACGGGAGAAAGAGAAGUUUAGAGAACAGUGAAGAUCCCAGAAAGGAAGUUCAACUGACCUAGAAGAAAGGGCCCAGCUGAAACUGCCUUUCAAGCUCAGUCCGAUUCCCCACAAAUCUCCCUACAUCCAGCUAUAUCGCCCGGCAAAAUGAAACAAACACAAGGUAAGGCAAUACAAGGGCAGGAAUUAUGCAAAAUAAAAUGCGUAAUGAGGAUGUCUCUCCAUCAAAAAUACUCCAGGAUUUUCCUACACAAUCCCAUGUAACAAAACCAAAUGCAAACAACAAUAAACCCUUAAGAAGCCCAUGAACAACGCAGACUGAGCCCAUCUCGCCCCACCUCACGCCGCACCCCGGUACCCUGGCUAAGGAAAAUGUGACCCCCGCCCAUGAGAAGCCUUCCGGCGUCCGGCCAAGGUCCAGCAGCCGCCGGAGUUGAGUUUGCCCGACUCUUACCCAGGUCCAGAGAUCUUGAGAAUCGCAGCGCAACCUUUUCUCCCCGGUCUUCACCCAAAGCCAGCCAAGACACAAAAUCUGUUCCAAUCAACGCGGUUAGCGUCCAAGCAGCGUCCCAGAAGAAAGCGAUCUUUGGGAGUCUUCUUUCAGGCGUAAAGGUGGAGAAGCGGGAAAGAGGAACGUCUCAACGCGUUCCCAGUCGCCCAGUUUUGCGCACCGGGAAAGUACUUGCUGCAAACUUGAACAAGGUUUUCUCUGUCUGGCCCGAGAUGCUGGAGGGGGUGGGGGCGGGUAACCCGAGCCGGGGCCGGGAUUCGAGCAGUUGCCGCUGCUGCAGCUGCUGCUGCCGGGGCAGUGGCCGCUGGGGGGUUGUAGCUUGGCGCCGCGCGCAGUCCCAAGCGCAACAUGCAGGAUCUUCCCGGCCUGACUGCUGCACCUCGAUCGUGAGUCGCCCCUGCCUGAGCGGCUUCCACCGCCUGUGGAAGAAUUCGUUUUUCCAGCAUGAACAGCCAAAAUGUGAACAGUGGCUUAUUAGUGACCCCCUCAUUUACUACCACCUCUAGCAUUUCCAACUAAAACUCCUGAGCUUCAUCGAUAUAGGGGCUGACAGAAUGAUGUGAACUGCUGCAUCAUUUUGCAUGAAGUCAUAUUGAUUGUGAAAGGAAACAGAAGCCAAGUGACUUAACCAAUUUUUCAAGGAGCAUUAUGACAAUAAUGUUUCCAUAUUGUCAGAGGGGAUCACAUCAAUUUAAGAACUAAAAUUCAGCUUCAGGAGACAAUCACCUGUCCUUUUGAAGAUAAGUACAAAGGAAUUCUAUGAAGAUAAAAAUUCUAAAUAAUGUUAGUGAAAAAAUAGUUUAAAAUGUAUGAAAUUAUGUGUCGAUAUCAAGCACCUUCUAUGGAUACAAUGAUGAGCAAAACAGAGACAUCAGAGAGCUUUCAACCUAGAGAAAGGCAUUAGCCAAUCACAGAGAAUUAUAAUUCCAACUAGGAUGUUACCAGAGAAAUGGACCUGCUACCAGGCCCAUGCUGGGGCUUCAUGCUAAGCAAAUAGACCAGGGAAGGAUUUCAUAAAGAAGUGAUAUUGAACUGAUAUUUAAAGAAUGAAUAAGCCCUGACUUGAUAAAGAGGGAAAACAGCAUUCUGGUCUGAGGGACAAGCCUCUACAUAGGUGUAGAGAAGACUGGGGCAAGAAUAAGAGACCUAAAACUGCCCUGAGGCCAGAACCCAGGGAAAGGAGCCCGUGAGUGAGGAGUUUCCUCCUAAAAUACUCGAUAGACUUUGAAUGGUUUCAGGCAGGGCUUGUGUGAUCAGUUUUGCAUUUUAAAAAACAUCACCUUGGCUUCAGGCUGGAUAAUAAAUGGGGGAUGGGGUCAGGGUCCAGGCAAGGGAAAAUAGUAGCUGGGUCUGGGUAGAAGUAGGGGUGAGGGUAAGACACAGGUAGAGAAGUCAUCUGUCAUGGCAGCUUAUCCUCAUCAAACAUUUAUUGAGAGUCAGCAGCAGGAAAUCUGACUAAAUCAUUCCUUUUUAAAAACUCUUUAUUGGGCAAAAAUCUCAAACACCUCAAAGAGUAGACAGAAUAAUCUAAUGAACCCCUAUAUGCUCAACCCUAAGCGCCAACAACAAUCAAUGCUGGCCUAAUCUUGCCUGAUCUAUAUUCCCAAUCUUUCUCUACUCCCAGAUAUAUUUUUAAAUUAUGAACAUUUCAAACCUUCAGAAAAGUCAUGAGAGUACUACAACAAUCAUCCAUUUAACAUUCAUUUAGAUCCACUGUUAACAUUUUGUUAACUUUAUAUAAAGUAUAUACAUG
Pan troglodytes (chimpanzee) is the source of this 2365-nucleotide messenger RNA. RefSeq lists its product as uncharacterized. NCBI's taxonomy places the organism in Eukaryota, Metazoa, Chordata, Mammalia, Primates, Hominidae. The transcript is spliced from 3 exons. The record is from RefSeq and is a predicted model, not a curated record. Bases 489 to 1118 code for a protein of 209 amino acids.